UGUGUGUGAAUGCGCAAGCCCAUUGUUCCCUCUCCUCCAGCGGCUGGAAAGUUUCCUGAGCGAGGCGAGAAUGUGAACAGUGCGGCAUUACGGUAACGGCGCAGAAACACCGGAGAGCAAAACACAGACUACAGAGGUCUGCCUCAGCUCCACACCCAACCACAGCGCGCGCUCUCUCUCUCUCUCUCACACACACACACACACACACACACACACCAUGAGAUCUAAGAUGCUUUUCCGACGGGACACACAGCCCGGCGUACGUUCAGAAUGAGCGUGUCUCACUGCGCGCGCGCGUGUGUUUGUGUGCGUCUGUGAUCGACAAAGGAAUCCGCGUGUGUUGUUGCUCUCGGAGGUCCGGGUGAGCGCGCAGGCAGCCGGCCGGUCCCGCACGAGCUCUCUCUCUCUCUCUCUUUCUUUCUUUCUCUCUUUAACAGCGGAACAGCGCACGAGCAUGGAUUAACCGGAGCACGGCGUCGCGCGCCCCUCUGUCUCUUCACUCUGAACAGGACCGAGAGGAUGAUCAUUGGGAUUAUGGUCUCGUGCGAGUGAAAUCAGACCCUCAACGUCUCGGUUCGACUCGGUCUAUCUCGCCCUCUACCCCUCUCCUCUUCUCACCUCUCCUGUCCUCCUGUCCCCCUGUCCCCUGCCCCGGGUGGACAGUGACAGCUCGGGAUGGGGAAGGAGCAGGAGCUGCUGGAGGCGGCGCGCACCGGGAACGUGCUGCUGGUGGAGAAGCUGCUGAGCGGAAAGCGGGGGCUGCUGGGCUCAGGGUCCGGCUCCAUCGCCCUGCCCGGCUUACUCAGUAUGUGGCGAGGACUGAACGUCAACUGCGCAGACAGCUCAGGAUACACACCUCUACACCAUGCUGCACUUAAUGGUCACAGAGAUGUUGUGCUGAAGCUGUUGCAGUUUGAAGCUUCCACUAAUGUGCCUGACAAUAAAGGAUGUUUCCCUUUGCACCUGGCUGCCUGGAGGGGAGAUGUAGACAUCGUCCGAAUCCUCAUGCACCAUGGCCCGUCCCACUGCAGAGUCAAUGAACAGAACCACGAGAAGGAGACGGCGUUGCAUUGUGCAGCUCAGUACGGCCACUCGGAGGUCGUGUGUGUGCUGCUUCAGGAGCUGACCGACCCGAGCAUGAGAAACCGGCGUGGCGAGACACCGCUGGACCUGGCAGCACUCUACGGACGGCUGCAGGUGGUGCGUCUGCUGCUCAACGCUCACCCCAACCUUAUGAGCCUCAACACACACCAACACACGCCUCUGCACCUCGCAGCCCGCAACGGACAUCACUCCACCGUGCAGGUGCUGCUGGAGGCCGGCAUGGACGUCAACACAGAGACGGAGAAGGGCAGCGCACUACAUGAGGCCGCUCUUUAUGGAAAGAUGGAUGUAGUUCGGCUCCUGCUUGACUCAGGAAUUGAUGUCAACAUUAGAGAUUGCAACGGGAAAACUGCACUAGAGAUACUAAAGGAACAUCCAGCCCAGAAAUCACAACAAAUCACUUCUCUCAUACAAGAAUUUAUGAUGGCAGAGAGUGACAGAGGACAAGUCACGGAUGAGCCGAUUCGCCAGUGUCCAGUGCCUGCACCUCGCACCUCUGUUUCUACACCUGUGGCCUCCCCAUCACUCAGACACAAAAAUGAAACAGUGACUGGGGAAUUGUCCAAGUUACUGAAUGACAUAAAGAUAUGCCGGGACAGGGACUACUCCUUUGAGGAGCUUUGCCAGGCAAUUUCAUCACACUCGCAGUCCAUGGAAAGCUUCUGCAGUGGCACGCUCUCUGACGAGGACAGGAACAGCACACUCACGCACGUCACCAAGUGGCCCACUCCUCCAUUGCAUACAGCGAUUGAGGAAGAGGAGAAAGCUUGUGGUCCUACAGGCCUGUGGGAGGCACUUACACCCUGCAACGGCUGCAGAAACCUGGGCUUUUCACAGGACUCUCAGCAGCGUGUGGAGAUAAUCCAGUCUUCCUCCCUGGAUGUUUUUUCUCCCGAGGAUGAAGACAAUCCCUACGAGUCAGUGACCACGGCUGUGACACGUAAACCCUGCUCACUCGACAUCCACCUCAUAAACGCUUCUACCCACAAUGGCCACUCUUUAAAUGUUUUGACUGGCGAUGCAGAGCAGCGUAACCAUGGUGAUGACUACAGCAGUCUGACUCCAGACUGUUCCCCUCCCUCUCCUGGUACUGCACUGAAGAACAUUGAGAGAGUUAUCCGCCCCCAGCCCAAGCAGCGCACGUCUCUGUCCUCAUCGCAGGAUGCACAGCGGCCCGUAGCGAGCCACAGUGGCGAGCCGUCUGAGGUGAGCUCAUCUCUGGGCUAUGCCAGUUUUAGCACCAGCCCUCCUGCUAGUCCUCUCAUCAGUCCAGCUAACUACUCCACCGGGUCAGCUGAGGACUGCCUCCUUGCUGAUGAGGCGGUGGAGCAGAAGGAGACGGCGCUAAAAGACGAUCGGAGGGAGAGCCGUGUUCCCGAGCAGUUCGCCGGCUUGCUGCAUGGUUCAUCGCCAGCUUGCGAGUUCCCAGAUAAUCCCUACCAGCUCUACAGCAAAGUACGCAAGGAUCCUCCUCCACAAAGGCACAGCAACCUGCUGCUCCCACCUAAUCACGCCAUCCCAUUACCUUCUUCAAAGCUCCAAAAAGAACCUAAACCUCAGGUUGUGUACCGUACCAUCUUCCACACCAAGGUCAACCAGAGCCCCUCUGUGCUGGGAAAGACCGGAGCAAACAGGAGUGGAGAAGGUGGGAAUAACAGUGCAGGGGGCUACGAGGAGAGAGCGUGCACGCUUGGAAGGAUGCGGUCCGGAAUGUCGAAGAACGUGCCCGACCUGCAGCUUUCCAGAAGCCUUUCCAAGUCUGACUCCAACCUGGUGGUGGCGUCACCCAUCGAGGAGGAAAAACGGAACUCUCGAGGUCAAAACAGCCCCACCAGACUGGAGCGCACCCCCUCCUUCACAGCUGAAUGGGAGGAGAUUGAUAAGAUCAUGAGUUCCAUUGGUGCUGGGAUCGGGACCGAACUCGAGGAGAAUGAUGAAGACCACACAGGGCCGCGCUGCCCUGUGCAGUCCGUGGGUCAGUGGCUCGACAACAUCGGCCUCGUCCAGUACGAGAACCACUUGCUGGCGAACGGCUUCGACAAUGUGCAGUUCAUGGGCAGCAAUGUGGUGGAGGACCAGGACCUGCUGGAGAUCGGAAUUCUAAACUCAGCACACAGACAGCGCCUUCUGCAGGCCAUCCGCCUGCUACCCAGGGUGCGGCCCAUAGGCUAUGAUGGCAACAACCCCACCUCAGUGGCAGAAUGGCUAGAGUCACUAGAGCUAGGAGACUACACCAAGUCAUUCCUCAUCAAUGGCUACACGUCUAUGGAACUGGUUAAGAAGAUCUGGGAGAUUGAGCUCAUCAAUGUUCUUAAGAUCGGCUUGAUAGGACAUAGAAAAAGAAUUCUGGCAUCGCUUGGGGACAGACUACACGAAGACACUCCGCAGAAACCUCCACGAGCGAUUUCCCUCAGGGAGCCCAGUGGGAAUCACACUCCUCCUCAGCUCUCGCCAUCUCUAAGUCAGGCUUAUCCCAACGCCGGCUCACUCGACGUGCAGCACCUCAUCAUGCAGGCAGACGCCAGACGCAGACGCAAUGACAACUACUUCGAGGAUGUUCCACGCUCCAAACUGGAGAGACAGAUGGCACAAGUCAGUAUGCAAGGGGAAUGGUGUGAACCAAUCACAUUACGACCUCCCAAUGAGGCGACAUCAUCCACUCCUGUACAGUACUGGCAGCACCAUCCGGAGAAGCUCAUAUUCCAGUCCUGUGACUAUGAGGCAUAUUAUCUGGGUUCCAUGCUUGUAAAGGAGCUGAGGGGAACAGAAUCCACACAUGACGCCUGCGCAAAGAUGAGGAAGUCUACGGAACAAAUGAAGAAAGUCCCUACCAUUGUUCUCUCAGUCUCUUACAAAGGAGUCAAGUUUAUUGAUGCAACAAAUAAGAACAUCAUAGCCGAGCAUGAGAUUCGGAACAUCUCAUGUGCAGCGCAGGAUCCUGAGGACCUCUCCACAUUUGCCUACAUCACCAAAGACUUGAAGUCCAGUCACCACUACUGCCAUGUGUUUACAGCUUUUGAUGUGAAUCUGGCCUAUGAAAUUAUCCUGACACUGGGCCAGGCCUUUGAGGUGGCCUAUCAGCUGGCUCUACAGGCCAGGAAGGGUGGCCACGGCUCGUCCACACUGCCUGAGAGCUUCGACAGUAAACCCUCCAAACCCAUCCCCAAACCACGCUCCAACAUUCGCAAAUCUAUGGAGCAGCCUUCAAUGGAGCAGAAGGGUCACGGCAAUGUCCCGUGGAUCGUGGAGCCAGGACAGGAAGCCAAAAGAGGAGUCAACACCAAGUAUGAGACAACUAUUUUCUAAUAUGCACCCACUGUCCGCUCCUGUCUGUGUGUGUGCCUUUCAGAGCACGCCCUCUAGAGGCCCCCCACGGAGCCAUGGGCCCAGUGACCUUUGACUCGCCCGUGUCUCUCCGCCCCGGUCCGGUCCAGCCCGCCCCAUUUUACCGUGGCCUCUGCAUGAUGUCGCUGCCGUGCUCUUUUUCUUUCUUUCUUUCUCUCUCUCUUUCUCUCUCUCUCUCUCUCUUUCUCUCUCGACCCCCCUUCCCUCAGCCCUCUGGCCAAAACACACCAUUCACUCCGCUCUCAUUCUCCUCAGAAUAUUAAAAAGGGGUUGAUAUGAUGUUUUUUUUCUCCCAUUUUUCCUUUGUCCUCCAUUUAGCACUUUUACCAGACACACAUCCUGACUGCUUGAAUGAGGACUCUAAAUCCAUAAUGCUGCUACAAGCUUGUAACUGCAGUGUAUUUCGAUGGGAGGGGGGGUCCACUUCUGUUCAUCAUCAGGCAGUGUGUAAGGCAGUGAGCCAUUUAAGGGCAAGAAAAAUGGGAACUGUAUGACUACUACCCUGUAAGGACAGCGUAAAAAUGGAGAUAAGAUUGUGGUUGGUUAUUUUCUUUUGUUUGUUUGUUUGUAUGGUUGUUUUUGUUUUGGUUCUUUCUUUUUUUUUGGUUCCCCUCCCCAGUGUGGUCUGUAUUGGUCAACCUGGGGUUUGGCUUGCUCUAAACCAUUUUUGCAGGUAAAAUUGCAUGUUUGAAAUCAGGAAGUUCCAUUUAGACCCACUCACUACGAACAGCGUGUUGAAAACCCUCGUUAAAGAACACUACUGUAAUUGCAUUGCCUUGUUUUUGGUUUGGCUUUGAAUGCAAGCAGCCCGGAAACAGGCCCUUCGGCCCGCAGAGAGCAUGUGUUCUGGCUGUGUUGGACCGGCGAAGGGGGCAUCUGAGAGGCUUGUUUUUUCUUUUUUUUUUUUUUUUUUUCUUUUUUUUUUUGUGGACGCUCUGGAUAAGUGAUUUAAUCUCAUUUGCAGGGUAAUGCCGGACUCCCAUGUCUAUUACUGUGGAAAUCAAAGAAUGUAGCCAGCCCCCAACAUGGACCCUCUCACACACACAUUGCAAAAAUGGACAUCAAAAUACGGAGCCUAUGAGUGGCACGGGACUACAAACAUGGCAGAGCCUCUUGUGACUGAACUUUAAAUAUAAACCCUGGUGUGCGAAGAACUACUGGUGUGAACCUCUGGCUUUUCUAUGCUAUGAAGCACACAUACGUGCUGCAUACUUCGGUGGACUACGGAAUGGCAGGGAUGUGUUGAGCAUGAAUGCACACAUUACGUUAUUUCACUUCACUGGGCUCAGGCUCUGUUGCGUGGACUAUGUUGUGUGAGGGAGAAGGUUGGGGGAAAGGCAAUGUACCAUGGGAACGGACAUAUACCAUGGUUACUCAUUUUGACAGACUUAUUUUGCCCAGUUUCAUAGAUUAUAGUACCAACACUGAGGCAAAAAGUGGACUAUCUGGUUUGCCAUGUUUUUACUUUUCACUCCUCUUUCAUUUCAUUUGGUUUGAUAGUACAUUAUGAAUAUUAUGCACAAUGUGAAUGGAUUUUAUUGCACUGGACAACCAUGAAAGUGACGUGUCUCAUGCCAAAAUCACUACAGAAUUGUUGUUGACAAUGCCAUGCAGAUUAGUAUUCAUACUGGUAAAACAUUUUAAUGUCUAAUAUAAUUCUAUAUUGCCAUUAUUCUAAUCCUUAAUUGACUAUGUUAUGAUUAAUUAUUCUUAUUUUAAAUGUGCAAUUCUUGUCUAAUGUCGUCUUGAUGUUAUAUUAUUUUUAUAUGACAUGUUGGACUUGAGAAGAAUAGCCAUCCUGGAAGAUAAAAAACAAUACUGUUGUAGAAGAUGAGAAAACAGAACGUGUGAACGGCUCCACUCAAUUUUGCUUUCAGGUGAAAAGUCCACCGUCUCUCAUGGGGCUGAAACACAGAUGAUAUGCGGAUAUUUUAACUAUUUUAACUCAAUGUAACUGUAGAUUUUUUUUUGCAACAAUAUUUCUGUACAUAAAUAUUUUCCUCAAUCAUUGUUCAUAUAUGUAAUGUAGUUUAACAAAAAAAAGGAAGAAAAUAAUAACAGAAAAAAAAUGAAAAUAUCACACUGGUUAAUAUUGUACCAAAUUUUCAAGGUCAAAGUGCGAGGUCUCACUGAUGAAUAUAUCAAUUUAAAUAACACUUGUGUGAGCACAGUGGAAUUGCUAACAUAAAAUGUACAUAGGCUUGGGCUUCCAGCAAUCUGAUUUUCUAAGUUUGACCCUUAUUUAUAUCCUGGCAAAGCACAUGGAAUAAAUCAGACUUGUACAACUGUU
Clarias gariepinus (North African catfish) is the source of this 6739-nucleotide messenger RNA. It is a transcript of the gene anks1b, whose product is annotated as ankyrin repeat and sterile alpha motif domain containing 1B. Lineage: Eukaryota; Metazoa; Chordata; Actinopteri; Siluriformes; Clariidae. Gene Ontology annotation, cellular component: cytosol. The transcript is spliced from 25 exons. The record is from RefSeq and is a predicted model, not a curated record. Gene Ontology annotation, molecular function: protein binding. The coding region runs from base 676 to 4410 and encodes 1244 amino acids.